This is a messenger RNA of Cucumis sativus (cucumber), 5034 nucleotides long. Its product is annotated as translocase of chloroplast 159, chloroplastic. The record is from RefSeq and is a predicted model, not a curated record. The transcript is spliced from 2 exons. The coding region runs from base 213 to 4799 and encodes 1528 amino acids. Gene Ontology annotation, biological process: protein targeting to chloroplast. Gene Ontology annotation, cellular component: chloroplast outer membrane. Lineage: Eukaryota; Viridiplantae; Streptophyta; Magnoliopsida; Cucurbitales; Cucurbitaceae. Gene Ontology annotation, molecular function: GTPase activity; GTP binding.
CCCAGCGUGUAGCGGUUGUGAGAGAAAGAGAGUUGUUUCCAUUCCAUCACAAUAAAACCUUAUCUUUCUCCAUUUUUCUAUCUUCUCUUUCGGAGCUCUCUCCAUUUCUCAGCCGCUCCCCACAAUUUCCUGUUAACACGCACAUACAGGACUUUUCUCCAUUCAAAUUCCUUCACUUCCUUCUCCAUUUUCAUUGUCUUUACCUCUCGUCGAUGGACUCCAAGGACUUGGCCCAACAACCGUCGCAACAGAAUUCGGUCUUCUCAGGUUCUUCUUCCACUUCCUCCUCCUCUUUUACCUCUUCUACCGUUGAUUCCCAUGUCGAUACUCCCUCUCUCGAUGAACCUGAGAUGGGGGUUGCUAAAAUUAAAACUAGUGUAGUUGCCGAUGAGGGUGGUAGUGAUGGUGAUGGUGCUGGUUCCGAAACUGAAGGGUUUUUGAGUGGGGAGGAGGAAUUUGAGUCUGCUUUAGAUAGACCAAUUGUGGGUUAUGCAGAAGAAGAGUCCCUCGGGAAAUCCGCCCAAGGGGAUGAUACUGGUACUUCUUUUGUGGGUUAUUCUCAACUUUCUGCUCCGGUUAGUGGUAGGCCAAUUGCGAAGGUUUCUGUUGAUAGUGACGUCGAGGAGGAAGAUGAGGAGGAGGACGACCUUCAGGUGGAUGAGAACUUGAGAGGAAAGGAGGAAAUUGAGGAUAAAGUGGGUGGAGAAGAUGUUGUUGAGAGUAAGAAGGGGAGGGAAGUUGAGGUUCCAGUGGAAAAGGAGGAGAUUGUUGCAUCUGGUGGAAGUGGGAAUUCGGGUGAUGUGGUGAAUGAAGGGAAUGAUGAUGAUGAUGCUAGUCAAGUGCAAGAAAGAACAAUUGAGUUGUCGGGGAACUCAAAAGAGGGCAAUGUGCCUGAAAGUUUAGUAACUGAAGAUGUUCGCUCUGUGCCCGAGGAAUCUGUUGAUGGUGGGAAGCAGGUGGCAGAGGGGGAUGAAUUGAAUGAUGUAACAGUUAAACAGCCACAAAAUGAGGCUUCAGAUGGAGAAAAAGAAGCAGAGUUGGAUAAAGAAACUCUGGCGGGUGGGAAGCAGGCUGGUAAAGGGAUUGACUUGAGUGAGAAGGUGGUUGCUGAGGAUGUAGAGCAAUUGAAAGAACAGGAAACGCCUGGUUCUUCUUCUGAUGAUAAAGCUGAUUUGGGAGACCAAGCAAGCUCUAAGCUUGUGGAACUAGCAGAUGAAAAACAAGAGGAGACGCUUGUGGCUGAGAAGCAGGUAGAUGUGGAGGUCAAAUUGAAUGACACGGUGGCUGCUGCUGAUGAUGGAGAGCAGUUGAAAAAUUUAGAAACUGAUUCUCCUGUUGACAACAAAAUUGUUCUAGCUGAUGACGAAAACUCAGGGGUUUUAGAACCGGCAGAUGGAGGACAAGAAGCAGAAAUGGCUAAGGGAAGCCCCGUGGCUGAAAUGCAAGCAGAUGGGGAAAUUAGAUUGAAGGGCAAGGUGGAUGCUGAAGAUGGAGAGUUGUUAACCAAAUUGGAGCCUGUUUCUUUUGCUGACAACAAAACGGAUGAGUUUACUGCUUCAGCUUUAGAUGACAAAACCUUGCAUGAAAGUUCACAGGUAUCAGCAACAGAUGUUUUAGGUAAUCCAGAGGAAAUAAAGGACUUGGAAAAUAAGGAAACUGCAAAUUUGGCGCAUGGGGCUACCAAAUUGGAUAAUGGAUUUGAUAGUGUUGGGCAUGAGGUGAAUCAGCCUGUUGACAGCGAUUCUGUGGUUUUGAACUCUGAGGUUGAUAAUAGCAUGCCAGGUGCCAAUAUUGCAGUUGGAACAGAAGAAACAGAACCUCAUGGAAACAGAGCAAUUGCUGCAUCUGAUAUUGCAAAAAGUGAAAAUCUUGCGGUUACGGAUGUAGAAGAUCAGCAGCUUGAUGGCGUUGGGGCUUCAACAGUUAAUGAAGAAAGAGAAACUGUGAAUCUUGCUGAUUCUCCAAGUAAAGCAGGGAAUGAAAAAGACUCUAAAGAUGAUUCUAAAAUAAGGGAGGAUGUGCCUGGUGAUGUUGAAUCUGAACCGUCUCAGGAGGAUAGGGGCUUGAUUAAAGAAAGCAUCCCAGAUAAUGCUUCAGUGAAAGAUAGUGGAAUUUCUGAUGCUCCUAAGUUACUUGAACCAGUUUUGAGUGAAGUAGAUGGUGAAAAGCAUCCUUUAGAUGAAGAAGGUGAUAUUGAGGGUUCUGGUACAGAUGGAGAGACUGAAGCUGAGAUAUUUGGUAGCUCUGAAGCUGCUAGAGAAUUCUUGCAGGAAUUGGAGAGAGCCUCAGGAGCUGGUUCCCAUUCUGGUGCAGAGAGUUCGAUUGAUCACUCACAAAGAAUAGAUGGCCAGAUUGUCACAGAUUCGGAUGAAGCAGACACGGAGGAUGAAGGUGAUGGAAAGGAGUUGUUUGAUUCUGCUGCUUUGGCAGCACUUCUGAAAGCAGCUAGGGAUGCUGGCUCAGAUGGUGGUCCUAUCACUGUGACAACUCAGGAUGGCUCCCGGCUUUUUUCCAUCGAACGUCCUGCUGGUCUUGGAUCCUCACUUAUAUCUGGAAAAAAUGCUUCCCGCCCAAGCCGUCCUCUAACUUUUGCCUCAUCGAAUCCUAGAGUGGGGGAUGAUGCUGAAAAUAAAUUGAGCGAAGAGGAGAAAACUAAACUACAGAAGUUACAGAAGAUAAGGGUGAACUUUUUAAGGCUUGUUCAGAGACUAGGUGUCUCUCCAGAUGAUUCAUUGGUAGCACAGGUUCUAUAUCGUUUUGGGCUUGUAGCUGGUAGGUCUACUGGUCAGCUAUUUAGCUUUGACAAUGCAAAAAAUACGGCUAUUCAGCUUGAAGCGGAAGGAAAAGAAGAUUUAGACUUCUCAUUGAACAUACUUGUUCUUGGGAAAUCAGGUGUGGGAAAGAGUGCAACUAUAAAUUCAAUUUUUGGGGAAAAUAAAACUCCAAUCAAUGCAUUUGGGCCUGGUACAACUACAGUGAAAGAAAUUAUUGGGACAGUAGAAGGUGUUAAGAUCAGGGUUUUUGAUUCACCUGGUCUUAGAUCCUCUUCAUCUGAACGUCGUAUCAACAACAGAAUUUUAUCCUCAAUUAAGAAUGUAAUGAAGAAGUUCCCUCCUGAUAUUGUUCUUUAUGUGGACCGGCUGGAUAAUCAAACCAGAGAUCUUAAUGAUCUGCUGUUGUUAAGAUCAGUAUCCAGCUCCCUUGGUUCUUCCAUCUGGAAAAAUGCCAUCAUCACACUCACUCAUGCUGCCUCUGCUCCACCUGAUGGUCCUUCUGGUUCUCCUUUGGGUUAUGAGGUCUUUGUUGCUCAACGGUCUCAUGUUCUUCAGCAAACUGUUGCUCAAGCUGUUGGUGAUCUGCGCAUCCUAAAUCCAACUUUAAUGAACCCAGUAUCUCUUGUUGAAAAUCAUCCCUCUUGUAGAAAGAACAGAGAUGGCCAGAAGGUGCUUCCUAAUGGUCAAACUUGGAGGCCCCAGCUUUUACUUUUAUGCUUCUCUAUUAAAAUCCUGGCUGAAGUAGGAAAUCUUUCAAAAGCUCCAGAGACAUUUGACCACAGAAAGAUUUUUGGUCUCCGUGGCCGUUCACCUCCUCUUCCAUAUUUAUUGUCUGGUUUGUUGCAAUCCCGCACACACCCAAAGCUGGCAUCAGAUCAAAGUGGUGAUAAUGGUGAUUCUGAUAUUGAUUUGGCGGACAUGUCCGAUUCAGAUCAAGAAGAGGAGGAAGAUGAGUAUGACCAGCUCCCUCCUUUCAAGCCCCUCAGAAAAUCUCAGAUUUCUAAGCUUAGCAAAGAGCAAAGAAAGGCAUACUUUGAGGAAUAUGAUUAUCGGGUGAAGCUGCUCCAGAAAAAGCAGUGGAAAGAGGAAUUAAAAAGAAUGAGAGAUAUCAAGAAGAAGGGUCAACCUACUGUGAAUGAUUAUGGAUACAUGGGGGAGGAUGACCAAGAAAAUAGUAGUCCGGCGGCUGUACAGGUUCCUCUACCUGACAUGGCUCUUCCUCCUUCGUUUGAUGGUGAUAAUCCAGCUUACAGAUUUCGGUUCUUGGAGCCAACUUCUCAGUUCCUGGCGAGGCCAGUCUUGGACACCCAUGGUUGGGACCAUGACUGUGGAUAUGAUGGUGUGAAUCUUGAACACAGUAUGGCCAUUGUUAAUCGGUUUCCUGCUGCUGUUGCCGUUCAAAUUACAAAGGACAAAAAAGAAUUCAAUAUCCACUUGGAUUCCUCAGUUUCUGCCAAGCAUGGAGAAAAUGGUUCUACUAUGGCAGGUUUUGACAUUCAAAAUAUUGGUAGGCAGCUUGCCUACAUCCUUAGAGGAGAGACGAAAUUCAAAAAUUUCAGAAAGAACAAGACAGCUGCUGGGGUAUCAGUGACAUUCUUGGGAGAGAAUGUGUGCCCAGGACUUAAACUCGAGGAUCAGAUUACACUAGGGAAGCGAGUUGUACUGGUUGGUAGCACUGGCACUGUUCGAUCUCAGAAUGAUUCUGCAUUUGGUGCCAAUCUGGAAAUACGGCUAAGGGAGGCAGACUUCCCAAUUGGACAAGAUCAAUCAUCACUUGGUUUAUCUCUUGUAAAAUGGAGAGGAGACACAGCUUUGGGGGCGAACUUUCAGUCACAUUUUUCAGUUGGACGAAGUUACAAAAUGGCGGUACGUGCAGGAAUCAACAACAAACUAAGUGGGCAGAUCACUGUCAAAACAAGCAGUUCUGACCAACUUCAGAUUGCUCUUAUUGCUCUCCUUCCAGUUGCCAGGGCUAUUUACAACAUCCUACGUCCUGGAGUUGCUGAAAAUUAUUCAACCUAUUAGGAAUGGUAGAACAAUAGGGGGGUUUUCAAAGAGAUCUUAUUCCUUCAUCCAACUCAUGAGUUUCUAUGUUUUCUACAAUGAGGCCUCGUAUUCUGAAUGACAUUUUUGUCCUUGAUUUACUUUCAUUAAUCUAUUCUCCUUUCUCUCAAUUUUAACUCUAUAUUGAAUGAUGAUUAGCAUGAAAUUAUAGUAUUAAUGAAAUCAGCUAAUAAAGAACUGUAACAAUAUAAAUUCA